CCCAUCAUGGGACCUUCGUUUGGGCGACAAAGCACAAGUGCAUGAUAUGUCACCACAUACAGAUACAAGAAGGCCAAGAACCGAGGCUUUCUCACGUCAUGUCCUCACUCCUAGGAUUCUCUCUGGUGACUUUCCAAUUGCCGAGAGUUUGUUGUUUCCUUAUGGAGAUGGAUGCUGCAGCUGAUAGAUUCUGAUCUGGUCCCAACAGAUCUUUUGGGUCGAGCGAGUUCAAACCCAAAUAGCCUCUUUGGCUGGGGAAUCUCUGCGAUUUCCAUGUUAGAUUUUUUCUUCUUUGUUCUAGUUGGACAUGCUUGUAACGUAAUCUUUGAUGGCAUCACCAUUUGGGGACUUGAUUUCUGCGUCUUUCUUUUUUUGUGUUUGACCGGGUAGGGUUCAUCUUCUUUUCCCUGGACAAUUUCUAAGAUCUUCUGAUGUAAUUUCCUACAUUGAUUGCGUUGGUUUUUAGGGGUGGCCACUGCAAGGGCUCGACUGUGUUGAUUGAAGUUGUUUCUCUCUGUUGGAAAUAUGAAACCAUUCAUCCUUUCUAAGUUUUCUGUUUCCUUCGAGCCUUGCAUUACAGUCUUCAGUGGUUUGUGCUUCUUUUAUGCAGGGAAGGUAGUCCUUCUCCUCGAGGAUCGUAAAGCUUGACCUUUUCCUUCUUUCCCCCCUUUCUUGUGUUCGCUUGAAGUUUAGACUUGAAAGGUUGUGUGAAUUCUUUUUGUCGGACUGGCUAAGAGGUAGGAAAGUAGCUGGUGUCUCUGGGCCUUAAAGAAAGCAGCAAGAUGGGGCACCGAGCCUGAUGAUCCGAUGGUAUUCUAGGUUUCAGCAGGAAGAACUGAUAAAUGAGCAUGACAAUGGCGACUCAGGGCGUUGGUGGAGGGCAGCAGUCACCGAUCCAGAGCUUGGCCAGGCAAGGGUCCCUUUACAGCCUCACCCUCAAUGAGGUCCAGAGCCACUUGGGUGAGCCCUUGCACAGCAUGAACCUUGAUGAGCUCCUCAGGAGUGUGAUCCCGUGCGAGGAUAAUCAGUCUGCAGGCCCUGACGAUGGCGGCGGCACUGGCGUAGGAUGUCCAGGCAUCCGGUGCGAGGGGAGUAUCACCAUGCCGCGUGCCCUGAGCAAGAAGACAGUCGACGAGGUGUGGAGGCACAUCCAAACAGGGCAGAAGGAGAAUAGUGAUGGUGUUGCGGAUUAUGGAAGGCAGCCGACCCUAGGGGAAAUGACUCUUGAGGACUUCUUGUCAAAAGCUGGGGUGGUCACGGAAGGAUCUGAUCAGAGUAGGAGCAAUCGGAUUGGCAAUGUGGGUCUUGAUCCAAGGACACAGUGGUUGCAGCAGUAUCAUCAGCAUCAGCAGCAACAAGCUCAGCAGAGCAGAAUGGGAGCUUUUGUGGGUCAACAGGUGCCACAACCUCUGGCUGUCGGCGUUGGAACCAUGUUGGACUCGAGGUACCGUGAUGGUGAAGGAGCCAGUUUGUCCCCACUUGAUCCACAAACACCAAGGCGGAAGAGGGGGCCUUCGGAGGACACGACGAAGAAGACUGUCGAGAGGAAGCAGAAGAGAAUGAUCAAGAACCGUGAGUCAGCUGCCCGUUCACGAGCUAGGAAGCAGGCUUACACGAAUGAGCUGGAGAACAAGGUCUCCCGACUUGAAGAAGAAAAUCAGAGGUUGAGACAGCAAAGGGAGUUGGAAGCUAUGAUACACUAUAUUCCCCAGCCCGAACCAAAGCAUCAACUCCGUCGAACGAGUUCAGCCGCUUUCUGAUCCGACGAGAGAUCUGGAUGGGUUGGUCUAUUAAGUUAUGCAUUAGGAACAUAUGUUUGCAUGUUGAUUCAGCUCCAGGAUUCAUUCACAAUAGAGUGGGAGCUGAACGGUCUGCUGCUUGUGUUCUAAGAUUGUAUCUGGCCUUCUUUGGUUUGUCUAAGUGAAUGAUUUUGAACAUAAAGAACUCGAUGAGUAUUGUGAUAUAAGAUAUUCCACUUCUCAUGUGCCUUUACCUGUU
Molecule: messenger RNA, 1998 nt
Organism: Musa acuminata subsp. malaccensis (wild Malaysian banana)
Lineage: Eukaryota; Viridiplantae; Streptophyta; Magnoliopsida; Zingiberales; Musaceae
Product: ABSCISIC ACID-INSENSITIVE 5-like protein 3
Biological process (GO): positive regulation of DNA-templated transcription
Cellular component (GO): nucleus
Molecular function (GO): DNA-binding transcription factor activity
Source: RefSeq, a predicted model, not a curated record